Messenger RNA from Camelina sativa (false flax), 2443 nucleotides. Its product is annotated as protein FAR1-RELATED SEQUENCE 6. NCBI's taxonomy places the organism in Eukaryota, Viridiplantae, Streptophyta, Magnoliopsida, Brassicales, Brassicaceae. Gene Ontology annotation, biological process: regulation of DNA-templated transcription. Gene Ontology annotation, molecular function: zinc ion binding. The record is from RefSeq and is a predicted model, not a curated record.
GCUAGAGUCACCAGUCGAGCCCUCAAAAGACCUUCACCGUCAGAAGAAGAAGCUAAACCGACUUAUAAAAAGGUCAAUACCCGCGCAAAAAAAUCACCAUCCCGGGUCGGAUCUUUCGUGCAGAACCCGAUCCGGAUCCAUCCCGUACCGAUCAGUUUCACGACUCUGCUCCGGCAGUUGAAUAAAGCCAAGUGCUUUUCAAAAAAAAUUGAGGUAGGAAGAGGAACCAAAUCACCAAUGGAGAGAAGUGAACCCGUCGAUGAAGAUGUGCAGGCAUCUGAGUAUUUACAGAACGACGAGAUUCUUGAAAGAGAUGAUCCAAUGUCAGAUGGUGGAUGCACUUUACGGAUAGGUGAUGAUGAUGAAGCUUUAGUUUGUAGUAGUGAUCAUGAGAUUGAUGUUGGAUUUUGUCAAAACCAAGAGAGAAAGAGCGAGGAUGAUGUGACCACGGAAGAGUUUGAUGAACAGAGCGGUUUACUUGUUGAGAGAAAAGAAUUCGAAGCCCCUGCGGUUGGGAUGGAGUUUGAGUCUUAUGAUGAUGCUUAUAACUACUAUAACUGUUACGCUACUGAAGUUGGAUUUAGAGUAAGAGUGAAGAAUUCGUGGUUUAAGCGGCGUAGUAAAGAGAAGUAUGGUGCGGUGCUUUGCUGUAGUAGCCAAGGUUUCAAGAGGAUUAACGAUGUGAAUCGUGUUAGAAAGGAAACUAGAACUGGUUGCCCUGCAAUGAUUAGAAUGAGGCAGGUGGAUUCUAAGAGGUGGCGGGUGCUUGAAGUUACACUUGAUCAUAACCAUUUGCUCGGUUCCAAGUUGUAUAAAUCUGUUAAAAGGAAUGGGACCAAGAGGAAAUGUGUAUCUAGCCCUGUCUCAGAUGCUAAGACGAUUAAGCUUUACCGGGCACGUGUGAUGGAUACUGUGGACAACGUGAACCCAAGUUUUACUCUUAAGAAACAAUUUCAGAACUCCGCUGGUUCACCCGAUUUGCUGAACCUUAAGAAAGGAGACUCUGCAUCAAUCUACAACUACUUUUGCCGUAUGCAAUUGACAAAUCCCACUUUUUUUUACCUGAUGGAUGUGAACGAUGAAGGUCAACUAAGGAAUGUGUUUUGGGCAGAUGCUUUCUCUAAAGUCUCUUGCAGUUACUUUGGUGAUGUCAUCUUCAUCGACAAUUCUUAUAUAUCCGGAAAGUUCGAGAUUCCACUGGUGACAUUUACCGGAGUGAAUCACCAUGGGAAAACUACAUUGCUUAGUUGUGGUCUUCUUGCUGGAGAGACAAUGGAAUCUUACCAUUGGUUGCUCAAAGUAUGGCUCAGUGUCAUGAAGUGUUCUCCUCAAACCAUUGUCACAGACAGAUGCAAGCCUUUAGAAGCUGCGAUCUCUCAAGUGUUCCCAGGAUCUCAUCACCGAUUCAGUCUGACACAUAUAAUGAGGAAAAUUCCCGAGAAGUUAGGAGGGUUACAUAACUAUGAUGGCGUGAGGAAGGCAUUUACCAAAGCAGUUUACGAAACCUUAAAAGUUGUUGAAUUUGAAGCAGCUUGGGGGUUCAUGGUUCACAACUUUGGGAUUGUCGACAACGAAUGGCUCCGUUCCUUGUAUGAAGAGCGAGUUAAAUGGGCUCCGGUUUAUCUCAAAGACACGUUUUUUGCAGGAAUCGCCGCUGCUCAUCCUGGAGAAACCCUGAAUCCAUUUUUCGAGAGGUAUGUUCACAAGCAAACACCGUUGAAAGAGUUUCUUGAUAAGUACGAGCUAGCUCUUCAAAAGAAGCACAAGGAAGAAACUCUCAGCGACAUGGAGUCUCUCAACUCAAACACAGCCGAGCUUAAAACAAAGUGUUCCUUCGAGACUCAGCUCUCAAGAAUCUACACGAGAAACAUGUUCAAGAAAUUCCAAGUAGAGAUAGAAGAAAUGUACUCAUGUUUCAGCACAACACAGAUUCACGUGGAUGGGCCUUUGGUUAUCUUCCUUGUGAAAGAACGUGUCCAAGCCGAAUCCAACAGAAGAGAAAUCAGAGAUUUCGAGGUUCUGUACAACAGAUCAGUUGGUGAAGUACGGUGCAUAUGUAGCUGCUUCAACUUCUACGGAUACUUAUGCAGACAUGCUCUCUGUGUUCUCAAUUUCAAUGGCGUUGAAGAUUUACCUUUGCGUUAUAUUCUACCGCGGUGGAGAAAAGACUACAAAAGGAUCCACUUCGCCGGUAAUGCCUUGACAGGUUUUGUCGAUGGCACAGACCGAAAUCAAUGGUUUGAUCAGUUGUAUAAAAACGCUCUUCAGGUAGUUGAAGAAGGAGCAUUUUCUUUGGAUCAUUAUAAAGUAGCACUGCAAGCUCUUCAACAGUCUUUGGACAAAGUUAAUAGUGUAGAGGAAAAACAAUAGUAGCGUUUUAUACAAGGAUUUGUAAAACUAUAUAUCUGUAUAUAAAACAAGAAAAAAGAAUCUUAUUUUUAUU